Bombina bombina (fire-bellied toad) is the source of this 1464-nucleotide messenger RNA. Its product is annotated as protein CLEC16A. Bases 126 to 863 code for a protein of 245 amino acids. Lineage: Eukaryota; Metazoa; Chordata; Amphibia; Anura; Bombinatoridae. The transcript has 5 exons. Gene Ontology annotation, cellular component: late endosome; endolysosome membrane. The record is from RefSeq and is a predicted model, not a curated record. Gene Ontology annotation, biological process: endosome to lysosome transport; endosomal transport; regulation of autophagosome maturation.
CAAUAACUUCAUUAUUAAAAAAAAAAAAGUAUCAAGAACGAGAUAAAAAAUACAUUUUAUAAGCUGACUAUACAUUAUUUUAAGUGUUUACAUGUUAUCAUUUCUUUUCAGUGGACAACCAGCCAAUGCUGUACUACAUAAGAGAUAAGACAGCCGUGCCGUACUUUUCCAAUCUAGUCUGGUUCAUUGGGAUUCAUGUGAUUGAGCUGGAUAAAUGCGUUCAAACAGACGAAGAGCAUAAAAACCGGGGAAAACUCAGCAAUUUGGUUACACAGCAUCUGGAUCACUUGCACUACCUAAGCGAUAUCCUGAUCAUUAACUGCGAGUACCUAAAUGACGUCCUUACAGACCAUCUGCUGAACCGACUGCUGCUCCCUCUCUAUGUCUAUUCGCUGGUGAAUCAUGACCAGACAGAAGAUCGCCCAAGAAUAAGUCCUCAGGUUGCCCUGUACCUACUAUCCCAGGUCUUUUUAACCAUCCAUUAUGCACCUUUGGUCGACUCCUUGGCAGAUGUGAUAUUAAACGGAGACCUUUCAAUGUUUUCAUCCAAAGCAGAACAGGAUGCCCAGAGAUCGAUAGAAUCCAGUAUUCGAUGCUUCCAAAAACCAGCUGAAAGUUUAGAGAAAUCCCUAGAAAUUAACAGGCAAAGAGGGAAGAAGAAGCUACAAAAAAGGCCCAACUACAAAAAUGUGGGCGAGGAAGAAGAUGAGGAGAAAGCAGCAGAAGAUGCCCAAGAAGAUCUGGAUAAGGCUAAAGGUACAGAGAGUAGUUCAAAAGGCGUCAAGACAGUUGGGGAAACAGAAGGUGAGUGUAGGAAAGCACUAUACACGCCAGCUCUCACUGUGUUGUGGUGCUCGCUCUAGUCCUGUGUUGGUGGCAUUUUGUAUUGUUUGGUGGUAGACUAUGUCUUCAACUGUUGUAGGUAAAUUUCACUUUUUUUAAUUCCCUUCUAAAUUUAGUAUCUCUCUAUAUCAAAUCUGCUCUUUUUAAAAUAGCACUGAUGUCUUUAAGGUCUUUAAAGUUUACCCAUUGGCGACAACAGCAAGACUAAAUAGAGGUGCACUAGUAGAGGUUUGCGCCAUAUGUAGAGUGAUCGGUAAAUGACCAUGAUGAUUUCAAAUAGAACUCUAGAGUUGUAAAAACAGGAUUCAUCUAUAGUCGAGCAACCCAAAAUGUAACCUGUGACUGUAUGGGAUAUACUGGGAGAUGUACACUGGAGUAUUUAGAUAAUGCGGUUUUGAUUAAAAUGAAACUUCCUCUGCUUCUUUCAUAUGUGCAUCACAUAAUCUGUAAUUGUUGUAAUAUAAAUAAAAUAAAUCCCCAAUAACCUCCAAAUAAUUGGUGCAACUGUAUACAGACUCAAUUUUUCUUGUGAUAUCUCAGACUCUGUCCCUCCCCUUUCCCUCCUUCUCUUUCUCUCUCUCUCCUCUUUUUCUCUCUCUCUCUCUCUCUCUCUCUCUCUCU